GAUGCAAAGAUUUUAAUAAUUUAUUCCUGUAUAUAGAAAAUGGUGGUCGGGGGUGUGUGGAACGCUUGUUUUACGUCGUAUCUUCCUUGAUAUUUCGGUGUAAUUCUUUCCAAUUCAUUUCCUUUAUCUCAAAAUUUUAAGAGUCAACAUGGACACCUGGAGCUACGCUUUCUCCACCCCUAACUGGACCCUAAAAAUUCGCCAAUUCUUUGGCCAUUUUUCUGACCUAUUUAGUGAAUUUGGAACCUAUGUCACCCCUAGUUAUAGGCAUGACAGAUGUGAAAGAUCGGUUCAGAUGCGGCUUUACGCCAUGAACAAACGUCAGUUUGUCUUGGUUUUUCUCUCCUUCUUUGUCUUCUUUGGAAUCACAGUCCUCGUUGGAUUAGUUGGUCCACCGAUCAUCGCAAGUGUCCAGCACAAUGCUACCGCUCUUGCAGAACCGCCAAAAGAUCUAAAAGCUGGUCCUUUUAGGUUGAUGUCGCCGAGGAUCAACACAUAUAAUCAACAGAUAUGGAUCACUGCAGUUGUAGUCUCAGAUAAUAAAGGGGCUGGGAAGUUAUAUCAGCCAUUUGUUGUCGGGAUCCAGAGCCGUGGUAUGGUGGACGAGAAUACUAGCAGUCAGGCCCAGCCAGUCACUCAUAAUAAGACGAGGACGCUAGAGUGUCUCAAGGACUGUAAAGAGUUGAUUCUGCUGCACCUUGGUUUCAUAGACUACACACAUUACCAGAUCACCAUCAACUUCUAUGGUUUGGAGAAGAUGAAAUGGGCCAUCAAAGAUGUCAAAUUCUUUUUCAAAAUGUACAAUGCUGCCUUCACAGAGUUAGAGAUUUGGUUCCGAUUUGUAUUCCUGGUGCUAACAUUCCUAGCCACAUGCCUUUUUGCUCACUCAUUGAGGAAGUUUUCAUUGCGAGACUGGUCUAUAGAACAGAAGUGGAUGUCUGCAUUGCUGCCCUUACUUCUGCUUUAUAAUGACCCAAUAUUUCCUCUCACAUUCCUUGUGAGUAGUUGGGUCCCUGGCAUGUUUGACGCGAUCUUCCAGGCAACAUUCCUCUGUUCCUUGCUGCUCUUCUGGUUGUGUAUAUAUCAUGGGGUUAGGCAGAAUGAGCGCCAUUUUGUCAAAUUCUACCUUCCUAAACUUGUGAUUGUUGGACUAAUCUGGAUCUCCGCCGUGACAUUGUCAUCGUGGCAGGUGUAUAACGAACUACAGGAUCCAACGUAUAACUAUAAGCUGGACACAGGCAACUUCCUUGGCUUCAAGAUCUUUUUCUUUGUGAUUGGUGGAAUAUAUCUGCUUUAUCUGAUCUACCUGCUCAUUCGGGCAUACGGUGAACUCAGAUCUAUGCCAUACUUUGAUUUACGAUUGAAGUUCACCACGGCAUUGAUGCUGAUUGUGAUCUCCAUUUCAAUAACGAUAACAGUGCUAAGAUUCGGCCGGGGAAUACUCGAAGAUAACUUCGUCUCAGACCUGUCCACGCAUUAUCAGAAUUCAGCUGAAUUCCUGUCGUUUUACGGAUUACUCAAUUUUUACUUAUAUGCGAUGGCAUUUGUCUAUUCACCGUCGAGAAAUGCUUUGUAUGAAUCUCACUUCAAGGACAACCCAGCCUUGUCAAUGCUGAACGACUCAGAUGACGAGGUUGUCUAUGGGGCGCACGAUGAAUGGUUACAUUCAUUUGACAAGGGCAAACCCACAGAAACUGAAAGCCUCUUAAGUCAAAGAGGACCAUGAAGAAACAUCGCUGACUCGACUUCCAGGCAACAAAUAUGAUAGUGACGAUGAACGAUAGGACAAGCUUGAGGAGAUGGCAACUUCGAUUAAUAGGUGGUGCUGAAGAUGGCGCCACUCACUAUAAUAUCGGCUGUUGAGGCCAGGGGUCUCUGAAGUUGAAAGGAGAAAGGUUGUGCCAGUUCUUCAGGAGGGCAGACUUGGCCUCAGGGCCUGGUUCAGAUGUGUUGUUGGAGUGUCAACUAUCUGCCCUUGGCAGAUUAGGUCUGGUUUUUCCCAUCAACAUAGGAUACAGUUUAUCAGUUCACUCCUUAGUCUAAAUUUUCUCCUUAUUUACUUUAUGCUUAUGUUAUCCCAGACUGCAUUAAAUGGAUAGGUUUGCUGUCAUUAAAAGUUGGCGAAAAAUGCUGGAUCAGUAUUUGAAAGAUAUGAUUAUGAGGCUGUGAGAUUCUAGUCACACAAGGCGGGUUUCGUAUUUGUGGUGGGGUGGUGCUACAAUGAGGAUGGGGGAUAAGGGAGGGGAGGAAAAUAUUUACCGCCUACUCAUUUGAAGGGUAGAAGAAGACUAGCAGUUAUGUGUAUUGAAUUGAAAAAUUUAGCCCAAUAUGAGUUGUUUAGUGUUGUACAUAAUUUGUUAAGUUUUGUAAGUCCUGGUAUAUUUCUGCUCCAUGUAUAGGAUUGUACGUUCUCAUUGCAAUAUCAAACUAGACUACAGCUGAUCCUAACAUGUGAUUCUCUAGUAUAAAUUCGAAGUCCCUACUACAUGUAGGAACUCCCUUCUACAUGUAUAUUCAGUUGCCUGUCCCUCAAAUUAAACUGACAGUCGACAAUAGAAAUGAUAAGUAUGAUGUACAAUUGAUGACAUUAGAAUAGAUCUAGUCCUCAUAUUGUGUUUUAUUCUCCGUUUGAUCACAAAGUGCCAAUGGUCCUGUUUAAUUUUGCUGAAAAUCUGUGCUUCAUGAAUGAAGGUUGUGAAUCCAUUAUCAAUCUGUAAACUGCAUUUAUUAGACAUGCUAUUUUUCAUAAAAUGGCAAUGAUGUUCUGUACAUUGUAUGAUUUACUUACGUAGUUGCUUCUGUGUAGGAUAAGGGCUGUUGGCAGUUUCAUCGAUCAUGUUUGUGUAUAUAGGAGUUGCAAAAAGGAUGCGGGCCAUGAGAAUUUCUUAAGCUUUAUGUACAUUGAACAGUAAAUUGAAAUAUGACGUUAUAAUGGUAUACAGAACCCUGAAAGGAAAGAUGUCUUCGACUUUACAGAGUCGGUUGUAUCAUUCUCAAGGAGUUGUUGCCAUAGGCAGCUCUAGAUUCUGUAAAUAUUAAGCCUGGUGAAAGCAGUACAAUUAUGUAUUUAUGUGUAUAGUAACAGUGUUAUGGUGAUUUUGUAUAUAAACCUUCGUAUCAAAUUAUCCCAGAUGUGGUGCAACUGAAAGCUGUUUAAGGGGUUGCUGCGGAACCACUGUGGUAAGAAUUUAUAGGAGUCAUGGACCCCCUGAAACUCAUUUAUAAUGUGAAACAAAAUAGCUGUAAAAACUAGUGAUAAUUUAUUCCAUGAUUCGUUUCCAGCUGUUGGUUGUAACUUGACAUGAUUUGAAAAAAAAUGUCAAAUAAAAUCACUA
This is a messenger RNA of Lineus longissimus, 3335 nucleotides long. RefSeq names its product transmembrane protein 181-like. The record is from RefSeq and is a predicted model, not a curated record. Gene Ontology annotation, molecular function: toxic substance binding. The coding region runs from base 149 to 1726 and encodes 525 amino acids. The transcript is spliced from 14 exons. NCBI's taxonomy places the organism in Eukaryota, Metazoa, Nemertea, Pilidiophora, Heteronemertea, Lineidae.